CCGGUCUCCGUUUUGUCCAACGUGUGUGUACUCCUCUAAUGUGUUCUGUAAUUGUACCAACGACAGAAAUAAUGUCAUCUGCGGAGAGCCAAAUGGAAAACAACUGUCCGGAAGAAGAGCUGAAAGGGACCAAACGAAAGAUUUCUCUUUCCAAUUGUGGCGUGUGUGGAUCAGAAGAGGCGAAGUACACAUGUCCAGCCUGUCUUGCUCAUUCCUGCAGCUUGCUGUGUGUGAAGAAACACAAGGACGACUCGGGAUGCAGUGGAGUCAGAAAUAAAACGGCCUUUGUGACCCUCUCAGAAUUUGAUGAGAUGGCACUUCUCAAUGACUACAGGCUUCUGGAGGAUACGGGACGAUUUGCUGGCGCUGCCACCAGAGACAAACUCAUCCAAACUCCUCGUUCCACUUUAAGAGCAAAGAGGCUGGCAGCCAACGCCAGGAAGAUGUUUAUCAUGUUGAGGUUCCUUCCCAUCACCUUCACCAAGAGCAAAGAAAACUCGACUAUCUUCUUCUCCAAAGAGAAAGUGUUCCUGUGGCACCUGAAGGUCAUCUUUCCUCAGAGCAGCACAGAGUUCAGUCAGAGGAGGGUGUCCGACAGGCAGACCCUGGAGCAGAUCUUGACCCCUUACAUCCACCCUACAGAGUCGGACCCUGUGACACGCCAAAAGUUGAAGAUGUAUGUGCGCACUCCGUUUGAUCACCUGAAGGUCUUCAUGAAAGCAGAGGGGAGAAAGGCUAACUCUGUCAGGUACCAUGAGUUGGACAUUCGCAAGACCCUGAGGGACAACCUGAGCUACAAAACACUCAUUGAAUAUCCUGUGCUGCAUGUUGUACUCAGAGACCAUUGGAAGGAGUUUCCACUAAAAGGACCGGGGUGGACACAUAUACCUGAACCUGCCUCAGCCUGCAAACGUUUUGCAUUAAAGAAGGAGGGGGUGGACCAAGACAAGGAGGGUGUCGUCAAAGUUUCACCGUCCCUACAAGGAGCUCGCAACCCCGAGAUCUGGGCAGGAGCCCCAGAUACCAGCCCUGAACGUCAACGUCCACACGUGAAAAGGGCCAAGUUAGAAGCAGGGAAGGGAGAUCUAGAGGAGGGAGAGAUAGACAGCAGUGAUGAAGAGAAGGAGGAGGAAGGAAAAGCUGAAGAAAACUCUCCAUGUGGUAAGAGCUGUGACGGCCCUGCUACUGACAUGGAGGUCAUUAAAGACGAACUAAACGACGGCGUGGACGGUAUUAAUUAACACAGCGACAGCAGCAGGGCACCAGUGUAUAACUGAGAACAUCUCUGGUUCCUUCUGAUGACAGUUGAGCUGUCGGAAAAGAGUGCUGAGGUCAGCAUGACUAAGGAUGAUGCUGUGAAAUAGUCUGAGCCUGUUCAUAUCCAUCACUGUCACGAUGAAAAUGAGUCGGCUAUUGCUGCCGACAGCUGUGGACUGGAAUGAUAAUGCCCAGAUGUUAAGGGUGAAAUGAAUGAGGAGGCAGAUGCAUCUGCCAGGAAGUCAUCAAUCUUGUGUCAGUAUGCAGCGGAUGCAAACGGACGGUGGUUGAUACCUCUGUAUCAUAUAAAUGGAAUCAAUUCAGUGUUGAUGUUUAUACAUUUUGUUGUUUUUCUGCAUUUGUGUUAUUCUGCUGCUCUUCUGUGGACCAAACAUAAAAAAUAUCAUUUUAAGGUCAUCUCAUCUGUAUGUUUUAGUUCACUUGGCUGCCUUUAUAUCUGCUGAUCUCUAGAACACUUAUCUUGAGGUACGUUUAUUAGCUCGUCUGGAGCUUUUUGAUCGUCUUCAUCGGACCUCAUCUGUUCAUAGUGAUCAUGAGAUACGAUCGAAAGCUCCAGAACACCUAAUAAAUGGACCUUGAUGCAAGUUUUGUUUUUUCCUGCUUCCAAGAUCAGUACAAGGACACUUUAAAACUCAAUUUUAAGCCAACUUUAGUGAGAAUUCAUCAAACUUUGUGUAUCGACAUUUAGGCAAACUCCAUCUGCUGGUGAAGAUCAUGUGAUAUAAUUGAAAGCUCAAGUACUCUACUGCUAAUUAAUGUCAUUAUAUAGCUCGUUUGUGACCAGAUGGUAUUGUUUGAUUGAAUGUCUCGUGCUACUUUGUGCCUUUAGUGUUUUUAGCUAUUUCGGAUCUUCUUUUUCCUGUCGUGUAACGAGUCGCGGCGUCUUGAAAAACGCUUUAUAAAAGAUCUAUAAUUAGAAAGCUCAGCGGUUAAAGAGAAGUCUUUGUGUUUUAAUUUGUAAUUACGUUGUGUGUCCCUCUUUUGACUCUUUAUUUUAAUUGAAAGCUAAAGCAAACCACUUUGAAGUUGAACUAAUUUGUCCUCUGUGUCAAGCUUCAGUGAGAUUAGUCUCAUUUUUCCAUCAGCUAAUAAAAGUUCAUGUUAACAUG
This is a messenger RNA of Anarrhichthys ocellatus (wolf-eel), 2387 nucleotides long. It is a transcript of the gene znhit6, whose product is annotated as zinc finger HIT-type containing 6. Gene Ontology annotation, biological process: snoRNA localization; box C/D snoRNP assembly; maturation of LSU-rRNA from tricistronic rRNA transcript (SSU-rRNA, 5.8S rRNA, LSU-rRNA). Bases 39 to 1241 code for a protein of 400 amino acids. NCBI's taxonomy places the organism in Eukaryota, Metazoa, Chordata, Actinopteri, Perciformes, Anarhichadidae. Gene Ontology annotation, cellular component: pre-snoRNP complex; nucleus. The record is from RefSeq and is a predicted model, not a curated record. The transcript is spliced from 11 exons.